Molecule: messenger RNA, 507 nt
Organism: Lactuca sativa (garden lettuce)
Lineage: Eukaryota; Viridiplantae; Streptophyta; Magnoliopsida; Asterales; Asteraceae
Source: RefSeq, a predicted model, not a curated record
AUGGUCUCCUCCUCUUCUUCUGCUACAAAUACUUUGAUAAACCUUAUGGCAUUACCAAUAUCAAAGCUUACAUCCCAUUUACUCUCGAUAUUGAGCACGAUUGCAGCUAACAAGAAAGAGUGGGAUCGUGUUGAUGCUCUAGUCAAGAUGUGGAUUUUUGGUACAAUCACCCAAAAUCUCACUCAAUCUGUUCACAAGAAGAAUCAGAAUGCUUAUGAUUUGUGGGACUCCUUGGAAAAUCUUUUUCAUGACAACAAAGAUGCAAGAGAAAUGCAGUUGGACCAGGAACUUUGGAAUAUCACACAAGGUGACUCCACAAUCAAUGCCUAUUGCACCCAGAUUAAAAAUCUUGUUGAUUUACUUGAAAACAUUGAAGUUGUUGUUCCUGAGAAGAAUCUUGUCAACUAUACCAUUAAUGGUCUUAACCCUCGUUUUGAUCAUAUUGCUAGUCCACCACCAUACCCCGUUUCCUACAUUAUUGGAAACACGAUCCAUCUUGGCUCUUGA